This is a messenger RNA of Hemiscyllium ocellatum (epaulette shark), 3128 nucleotides long. RefSeq names its product P2Y purinoceptor 14-like. Gene Ontology annotation, cellular component: membrane. NCBI's taxonomy places the organism in Eukaryota, Metazoa, Chordata, Chondrichthyes, Orectolobiformes, Hemiscylliidae. The record is from RefSeq and is a predicted model, not a curated record. The coding region runs from base 266 to 1381 and encodes 371 amino acids. Gene Ontology annotation, molecular function: G protein-coupled purinergic nucleotide receptor activity. The transcript is spliced from 2 exons. Gene Ontology annotation, biological process: G protein-coupled receptor signaling pathway.
GUCAUGAUGACUGGACUGAAUGUCUGCACUUCGUUUUAAUACUCACUGCUUCUGGUUAAAGGAAAUGCUGAACACCACAAAAUGACCAAGGAUGUCAUGAGGAUAUAAAAGAUCAUUGCUCAGAUAUCGGGGCGAGUAUCGCUGGAGCUCCAAUCUGAUCACGGGCAUAGAGGAACAUUUGGUACAAUCAGAUGCAUGUUAUAGAAAAUUGCUACACAUCUUUCAAGAAAAGUAACACAUUUGACCUUAAUAUUCAGAUGCACUGAUGGCGGACUCAACAACAGGCACUGAUAAUGUCACCAGGACAAACUCCUCUGUCAACACCUCCUGUCAGCUUUCUACUGAGGGGUUUGCUAUAUUUGCAAUGGUUGCCUAUGCGUUGAUAUGUACAGUUGGAAUCAUUCUCAACAGCCUGGCUUUCUGGGUGUACUUCUGUCACAUUCCCAACAGCAACAGCAUCAUCAUCUACUUAAAGAACCUGGUCAUAGCGGACUUCCUGCUGGUCCUGUCAUUGCCAAUAAAAAUUGUUGGAGGCAACCAAGUGGGCUCAGCAGCCCUGAGGAAAAUCUACUGCAAUUUCACGUCGUGCAUCUUCUACUUGAACCUGUACUCGAGCAUUCUCUUCCUGGGAUACAUUGCAGCCACAAGAUAUUUGAAAAUUGUGAAACCGCUCAAAACAUAUGCAUUUCACAAAACCAAGUCCGCAAAAAUUAUUGUUGGCAUAACCUGGGGUGUGCUUCUCAGCCUUGGGUUUAUGUACAUGCUGCUGACACUGAGAAAGUCACCCCAGAACAGUACAAGCACCAAAGCAACAUGCUUGGACUUUAGAAAAAGUUCAGGAAUUUACUGGCACAUAUGCCUCCACGUGGGUGGCACUGUUCUGUUCCUCUGCGUGCUCACCGGGCUCUGCUUCUUUUACUUUCAAACAGCAAAACGUCUCGACAAAUCCCCAUCUCCAAGUUCACUCAAGAAGCAAGCCAAGGCAAAGAACAACAUCCUAAUCCUUCUCGCCGUCUUCGUGGUGUGUUUCGUACCCUACCACGCUGCGAGGCUUCCUUACAUUUUGAGUCAGAUAAAUGUCAUCUCUGGAUGCUUUUGGAAAAAGACACUCUACCACUUGAAAGAAUCUGCUGUGGUUCUGUCAACACUGAACGCCUGCUUUGAUCCAGUGAUCUACUUCCUGUUUUGCAAGGCUUUCAGGUCAAAGUUAGGCUUGGAAAAAAAGCCAAAGGACAGCGAUUCACACAAUGAUCUGUCUUUACACGCUAACACCACACAUUCCGUACAUGACCAGUCGAGCAGUGGCCAUAUUAAGGGUGCGAAAGAAUCGAAUAUCAAUCACCUUGAACCUGCCAUUGCUCUUGAUUAUUCCAAUUACUGAAGAAAUAACUAUAUCUUUAAGAAUUACUAAAAGUUUGUUGAGAGUAGAAAAAACCAGGAUAUUGAAUCCAUAAUGACAUCAACUGCGAAAGUGCUUCAGAGCAGAUGAAUUAUUUCUGAAGUCGCACGUUUUCUCAGUAGGUGCAGACUCCUUGCAUCCACACCCAUGCUCCCCAGCUGAUCAUUUGACCCAGAUGUUAUACAGAUAUGGAUGACCCCAACACUAGCUUCCACACGGUUCAGAUCUAAAUAGAUUAGAUUAGAUUAGACUAGACUUACAGUGUGGAAACAGGCCCUUCGGCCCAACAAGUCCACACCGACCCGCCGAAGCGCAACCCACCCAUACCCCUACAUUUACCCCUUACCUAACACUACGGGCAAUUUAGCUUGGCCAAUUCACCUGACCCGCACAUCUUUGGACAGUGGGAGGAAACCGGAGCACCCGGAGGAAACCCACGCAGACACGGGGAGAACGUGCAAACUCCACACAGUCAGUCACCUGAGUCGGGAAUUGAACCCGGGUCUCAGGCACUGUGAGGCAGCAGUGCUAACCACUGUGCCACCGUGCCGCCCACUUCUGGUGUUGUUUUAAAUUUUCUGUCACAUGCUCAUGACCCUCUACGAACUGCCAAAUUCCAGUACACUGUAUCGAGACAAAAUAAGAAUUUGCUUCACGAAAUGAAAGGGAGUUGGUGGUGAAUACAUUUUCAAACAUUCGAAGCACUCUCACAAUCCCACCAUUGUUCCCCAAAUCGGCAACAACUAAUUGCCAAGGCUGAGAGAGACUGGAUUCUAACUAACAAUUCAUGCACCAAGCCUCUUGCAUCUCACUCUUACCCUAGAAUUAAAAACAUACACACGAAAAAAAAAUACCAUCCUGAUACUGAAACAAGAGAAGCGAUGAGCCGUUUCCUGGGUUGGCAGGGUCCUGCAAUUUCAGUGAGGAAAAUAUUAUCAGGGAAUGGUGUACAUAUUCAGAAAAAAAAAGCAAAGAAGUGUGGAUGCUGGAAAUCAGAAACAAAAACAGAAAUUGCUGGAAAAAUUCAGCAGGUCUGGCAGCAUCUGUGGAAAGAAAGCAAAGUUAAUGUUUCAGGUCCAGUGACCAUUCUUCAGAACAUAGAUGUUUAAUAUGUUUGCAAUAAGCAAAACAAUUUUGGAGAACUUUACAAUCAAUCACAUUCCUUCAUCUGAUUGCGAUAAAGUGACUGAAGUGUUCUGAUCAGGAAAAUUCAUGCUUUGCUGUGCUCACUGCUCCUGCCUGCGUAGCAUGUUCGGAAAACACAGCUGCCUACUUCCUCAGUCUUGCCACAACAACUGGAAUCGGACUUUUUUUAAAUCAAUACUUGGAGAAUAAUAGACUAUUGGUGGUCAUGCUCAUUAAAGUAGUUGAAAAAUUGCAAGAGAAGUAUGAAGAUCGUAGAGAAUUCUUUUGGUAAUAUCGAGUGCUUGCAGUUUUAACUGUUGUUUUGAACAUUCACCAGAUUCUGGUAUCAAUGUGAUCUUGCACCAACAAGAGUUAGUUUCGAGGGUGAACAGGAUAAUCUUCUCCCUGAAACAGUAUGCAUUUCAAGGAAACACAUACACUCAAACUAAAACAGGAAGGAGAACUCCUUUGCGUAAACAACUGUUGUAAAGAUAUCAGCAACUUCCCAAACCAAAUGGAAGUAAUCUGAAUGUGAAAUUAGAAGGAAAAUGUUGCAAUAUUUGCUUGAUAGUUCUGAAGUGACCGGUUACAGGAAAUAAGUUAA